Mangifera indica (mango) is the source of this 1622-nucleotide messenger RNA. RefSeq lists its product as uncharacterized. The transcript has 5 exons. The coding region runs from base 25 to 1416 and encodes 463 amino acids. The record is from RefSeq and is a predicted model, not a curated record. Lineage: Eukaryota; Viridiplantae; Streptophyta; Magnoliopsida; Sapindales; Anacardiaceae.
UCGUGUCUCUGAGCGCAAAUUGGAAUGGCGGAUUUUGAGCCACCGUCGUUCUCUCUGGGGCUCGAUUUGGAUACCCAGUUGGGUCCCCCGAUCCCCAUCCUACCCAUAGACCCAUCUCCUCAAGCUUCCCCUACCCAUGCCGGCAUCCGUACGGACAAUAUCGAUGAUCUGGAGCAGGUGGAAGUCAUGGACUCAGAUCCUGAACCGGAACUCGAAACAACCCGAGUGCUCAAGCGCCUUAGACGGGGUCUUGGAGCUGGACUAGCAAACCCAACAUCGACGCCGUUGUCAGAGAAGAAGCAAGUAGUAGAGCAGCGGAGGUGUUUUGACUGUGAUGAUGAGAUUGAAGAGUUCUCUUCACAGGAGGAGGGUUUGAUAAUUAGAGAUCAGCAUUCAUCAGUACGACAUCAGUCUAUUUGUAGCAGUUCGAAGACCCCAUUGCGUGGACAUGGAGUUUUUAUCACACAAUCAUUGAGGAAGGGUGGGAAAAGAGAACAUGCUUCUGAUGCACUUUCUUCUUCAAGUCUGGCUACAAACCAGAAUGGAUGGAUGUUUCCGAAAUUAACUAUUAGUCCUCUUCGGAGGUUUCAGUUGCUUGAUUCUGAUUCCGACACUGAUCAGCCUUCUGUCAGUGAAGAUGUAAGCAGAGGAGCCCAGAGAAUUGAUUCAUCAAUGAAGGAAGCAGAGUGUACUGCAAGUGAACAAAAGAAAAAAAGGCCGCUGGAUGGGCAACAAAAUGAGGAUUUAUGGAAGGAUUUUUGUCCAAUGAAGAGCUCUCACAUUCCAACACCUGUUUUGGACGAGUUUUGUGAAGAAUAUUUCCAAUCUGUUAAGGAUAAAAUGCCUUACCAAAGUAUGAACAGCAAUGGAAACUUUGAACAGUGCUGGUAUCCAUCCGAUCUUCUUCCUCCUUCGCAUUAUUACUUUUUUCAUGAUGAUCCAAGGAUUCAGAAAUUGGUCCAGAAUCGCUUGCCCUACUUUUUUCCACUAGGCAUUGUUGGAAACAGAGGAAGUCAGCAGCCUGGUGCAUCAGUUAUUAAUUAUAUGAACCAAUUCAGCAAUGGAGAAGCUUCUAAACAGAAAGGAACUCAGAAAGCUAAAACAAAUAAAAGCUCAAGUAGGGGAAGAAAAAAAUCAGAAAAGCCAAAUACUGAAGAUUUGCAUGCUUCUGAAGGCUGGGUAGACCCAAAAAGCAGUGCAAUUCCAAAGGAUGCUGGCAAAAGAAGAGUUCAUGCAAAAGGUCAAUCUGCAGGCCAUUGGUAUACUUCACCAGAGGGAAGGAAGGUUUACAUCUCCAGGAGUGGGCAGGAGUUGACAGGUCAAUUUGCUUAUAGACAAUAUAGAAAGGAAACUGGCACAGGGUUUAAGAAGUCGAAAAAGAAAACUAGCGGCAAAAAUAAGAAAGCCAAGAGUUGACAUCUUCAGGGUGUCAGUUCUCAGGUUUUGUGGAUUUUUGUAAUUGGGUUCGGUAACCUGCAUUCUGAUUGUACAGUUGUUCUGGAUUAUUGUGAAAGUAUAAUGUUGCAGGUCUCUCACUUCGCUUACCCCUUUGAGAUGGUAAGAAAUUACAGAUGCUUGGUAUUUUGUAGUUAAUACAAAGUUGUGAAAAGUUCUGGAUCCAA